Molecule: messenger RNA, 5671 nt
Organism: Elgaria multicarinata webbii
Lineage: Eukaryota; Metazoa; Chordata; Lepidosauria; Squamata; Anguidae
Gene: RBSN
Product: rabenosyn, RAB effector
Exons: 12
Coding region: 223-2604 (793 amino acids)
Molecular function (GO): metal ion binding
Source: RefSeq, a predicted model, not a curated record
GUCACCACCUCCCUGGGCAGUUGGGGCGGGAUUCGGCCCCUCAGAUGCCGUUGCUCGUCGCCUCCUGCUCGAGGCUGAGGACAAUGUUUUGUACAAACAACAAGAACAAAAGCUACUUCCUUGCUAUUAGCCCAAUCCUUUGAUGCUACUGAAUGGCAUACUAUCGCUCCACUGCUGCUGAGACGUGGAGUGUGUCAGUAUCUGUGGAGCCCUUGGAACACUAUGGCAACAAGCUACACACCUCCAUUUGAUGACCCUGGAGAAGUGAGAGAGGGCUUUCUAUGCCCCCUGUGUCUGAAGGACCUGCAGUCAUUUUAUCAACUUCAGUCUCAUUAUGAAGAAGAACAUUCAAGUGAAGACAAAGAUGUCAAAGGACAACUGAAAAAUCUCGUCCAAAAAGCUAAAAGAGCAAAGAAUAAACUAUUGAAACGAGAUGAUGACCGAACUGAUGGGGCCCCUCAGGAACGAUAUGAAGCUUACUGCUAUGGUGGAGUGGAUCCACAUAUGUGGGAGCCCCAAGAAUUAGGUGCUGUGAGAAGCCAUCUUUCUGAUUUUAAGAAGCACAGAGCAGCCAGGAUUGAUCACUAUGUUGUCGAAGUCAAUAAAUUAAUAAUCAGGUUAGAAAAGCUUACAUCCUUUGACAGAGCCAAUACUGAUUCUGCAAAGAUAAGAGCAAUAGAGAAGUCUGUUGUGCCUUGGGUCAAUGAUCAGGACGUGCCAUUUUGUCCAGAUUGUGGUAACAAGUUCAGCAUACGGAACAGACGUCACCACUGCCGCCUUUGUGGGUCUAUCAUGUGCAAGAAGUGCAUGGAACUGAUCAGUCUGCCCUUUGCAAGCAAACUCACCACUGCCAGCAAGGAGGUCUUGGGCUCUCAUACUAGUCCGAACUGCUCUCCCAACAGCAUCCAGGGCUCUCGCCGUGGCAGCAUCAGUAGCGUAAGCAGUGUGAGCUCUGUCCUAGAUGAAAAGGAUGAUGAUCGAAUCCGCUGCUGUAGACACUGCAAAGACACCCUGCUCAAAAGAGAACAACAGAUUGAUGAGAAAGAGCACACACCAAAUAUUGUGAAACUAUACGAGAAACUCCGACUUUGCAUGGAAAAGGUUGAGCAGAAGGCCCCGGAAUACAUAAAGAUGGCGGAAUCAUUGAAUGCUGGGGAGACAACUUACAGCCUUGAAAAUGCCAGCAGUCUCAGGAUGGAGGUGCAAAAAAUGUAUGAGUUAAUAGAUGCUUUAAGCAAGAAGAUUUUAACUCUGGGGUUGAAUGAAGAGCCACAACCUCAUCCCAGAACAUUACAACUUCAGAGAAUGAUCAGAUAUUCAGCCACACUUUUUGUACAGGAAAAAUUGCUUGGCCUGAUGUCCCUACCAACCCAAGACCAGUAUGAAGAACUGAAGGAGAAAAGGAAACAAGAAUUGGACAGAAAGCUACAGAUGGAAAGACAGGCAACACUUGAAACACAGAGACGACUGGAGGAGAAGCCCAUGGACUAUAUUUCCAGGUCCUCAGCAGCAUCCAACGGUGAGGUGCCCCAGCCAAAAAGGGCUGCAGUAAAGAAAGCUGAAGGUUGGCUACCCAGUGCCAGCAUAUCUCGCCAGCAGGAACUUGCAGACCCACUUCUUCAGCAGAUUAACAAUAUCACGUCCUUUAUUAAGCAAGCCAAGGAAGCAAAUCGCCUUGAUGAAGUCCAGAUGUUGCAGGAGAACCUGCGACAGCUUCAGGAUGAGUAUGAUCAACAACAAACUGAAAAAGCCAUUGAGCUUUCUAAAAGGCAGGCUGAGAUGGAGGAGAUGCAGAGAGAACAAUUGCAGAUACUUUGUGAAAAGGAAUGGGAGAGGGAACAUAAAAGAAGAUUGUCUCAGCACUCACGGACACGUUCCCUGGAUUUCAGAGACGUAAAGCACAAUACGUCUGAGACCGGGAAAGAGGACAUAAACCAAAUAGCACAGGCGUUGGAUCUAGAUACUACUCCGAACAAAAGUAACCCAGGCUCUAAACUGUCUUCCCCAAGUGGUGGUGACAGACUGCCGGCUAGUGAGAGCCCAGUCUUCCCUUGUCAGCCUCUGAUAGACCCAGAGCAUGACAGGGUAAUAGAGCAAAAUAAGACUGUUCCCCUAAACCUUUUUGAAGAUGAGGCAGUCACUGGCAGUGUAAAGAGGGAACCUGAUAAUCCUUUUGCUGAAGACUCCUCAACAGUGGCUCCUUUGCCCACCCAAGCCUUGCACAGUGCUAAAAAAGAAUACAACCCGUUUGAAGAUGAAGAGGAUUGUCAGCAAGCAAAUGGAGUAGCUGUCAUUGCUUCAAACCCCUUUGAAGAUGCAGUUGGAAAUCCAUUUCAUGCACCCGUAGGUCAUCAGGAAUCUGGGAAUCCAUUUGAGGAUUUGUCGUCGGCCUCCCUGAAUCCUUUUGAAAUUGAUGAUGAUAAUGAAGUGUCGGGAGAAGAUGUCAUAGAAGAGGAAUUACUGCUCCAACAGAUAGAUAAUAUCAAAGCUUAUAUUUUUGAUGCCAAACACAGUGGACGGAUGGAUGAGGUAGAAGUCCUGACUGAGAAUUUGAAAGAACUGAAACGCACAUUAGCAAAACAGAAGGAAAAAUCCAGCUGCUAAACUAAGAGCUACAUCCAUGCACAUACAACUUUAUAUAGUUCCCUGUUUGUCCCAGAGGCAGGGGACGUGAAAUUAAAAGCACGUUACAAGAGGGAGUUCUGGGGAUUGAGUCUAAUCAUAUGCACUUUGGUGUAGGCAUUUCCACUAUUGUUCAAACUUUGCAAAUAAUGUCCAUACAAUUUAUAAUGCUGUAAUAACCUAACACUGUUUUACAGAUACUUUAAAAUCUAUUUUAAACUUAUCAUGACCCAACUUUAAGAGCAUGGUCAUGCUUCUAAGCACAUGUUUUAUUUCUGCUGUAAACUGCAGAGUAUAAUAGGAAACAGAUGCUUUAAAAUAUAAGAAACUGUUUGCAAACCUUCCCUCUUUUGGUUGCUAUUGCAGUAUUACAGACCAGCCUUCUAAGCUGGUUUUCUACUAGCAAGGGACCCAGAUUGUCCUGUAAAUUCUGGGUGGAAUCAGACUUGUACCCCUCUCCCAACAGAUGGCAAUUCCCCCUCCUCCUGCAGAUCUGCACCAGAGGGUCCUCCAGCACUCCUGAGCAGAUAUUGGGGGAUAUAGGGACAAAAUUGCCCCCACCCCCAUAAUGCUGAUGGAAGCCUUCCAUUGGUGGAGGCACACUAAUUUGAUUUCACCCUUUGUCAAGCAUGAAAAAAGAUAGUGCCUUUUAACAGAGGUGCAUAACUGCCACAUAUGCUAAGAGCAAGUAUUAGAAAGCAGGUUGCUGAAAUGCAGUCACCUGCACAGUAUAAAGGCCAAUGUUCUGCCUGUGCAAUACAAAAGUUCAUAUAAAGGGAUUUUAAAGUAGAUUUGGGUAGCUGUGGUAUUAGAUGUGAUGUUGUUUUAGAAAACACAACCCCCUGAAGCUGUCUUGAGAGAAUGAACUUCUGUCCCUUCCAUGUUUUUCAGGGAUUACCUAUAUUACAAGCUUAAACUGUUUUUACUCUGAUGGCUUCCUCCAGAGAACUCUUGAGCUGCACGUUUUGUGAGGGUGCUGAAAGUUUCUUUGUUACCCCAUCUCAGAACUACUAUUCCUAAAAUUCCUGGGCUGGUGGAAAUGCCAUAAUGGUAACAUUGUUUUCUGCAUGCAGUGUAGACAUGCUUCUGAAUCUGGGGGUCUGCCCCAAUUACUAUAGGGCAGGGGGAGUCAACCUGGUGCCUUCCAGAUGUUUCAACUACAAGUUCCAUAGUCCCUAAUAAUUGACCCUGCUGCCCGGGGUUGAUGGGAGUUGUAGUUUGAAAUACCUGGAGGGCACUACCCUUACUUAACAGGGAUAGCGCGCUGUGAGAUCAAAGUGGGUGCCAACUGUGGUCUAUAGCUCUGGUCAUAAAUGAGAGAAUAGGAAGUCCUGCUCACAAUUUUUAAAACAACAUUUAGCUACCUUUGUUUAGGGGUUGAAUUGACACCUCUCUUGAAUAUAAAAAAUACUAAAGACUUGGAGUGCUUUCAGCCACUUUGAUCCCUUUAUCCUGAGCGGAAGAAUGAUCAUAACAAGCACUUCAGGAGGCAGCAGUGUAAUAAUACCAAACAGUGUUGCUGUGCAACUUCCAUUCAUUGCUGUGUAAAUCCAAGCCCAGUUGUACUAAGAAGAGGUUGUUGUUUUCCAUUGGAAAAGGUGAAGAAAUCCUCUUUUCUUGAUCUUCUUUACUCUCCAAUUGUGCACAGGAUUUUUUUUGGGGUAGGGAAUCAAAAGAAUGGCAACUGGAGUUUUCAAACAAUUUCUAUUAUCAGUUGUGCUGAACGAAUCUGAGUUGGUCACGUUUUGCGAAUGCUAGGAAAUUUAAACGUUACACAUGAAUGGUGCACCUGGAUAGCAUUGUGCACUUUUAGAAGCCAAAUUCUGCUUCAGUUUGGAAUGGGAGGAAGACCCCCGCAGCUGACAACUGAGCCAAUUUUGCUAUAUAAACCCACAGAUUUUUGCUCCCAUUUAAAGUUAUUGACCUAAAUAUUACACAAAGAAACAAGGGACUAAUCCAAGAGUAGCAGGAUGCAAAUAGUCAGUUAGUGAAUUGUAAGCUUGCUAUUGCAAACUUGUUGGGCUGUAGGGAUCCCAGAAAUAUGUUUACAGUUAUGUUUUGUUACUGGGUGGGGGUGGGAUGAUUAAUAUGGUCAAGAACUAAGGCAGCACUUUACAUAUUAGGCUUUAUGUGUUACAUUUUAAUCUCUGUUUUGGUGGGGCUUUAGACUAUAUUCCUUCCAGUUCCCCUUUAAAUUCCUUUCCUGAACUUCCUUUUCAGGGGGAGGGGGGGAACUGACUUAACUAUAAGUAAUUCAGUGUAUCACGUCUCAGCUAAAGCUGCUAUUUAUGAAUGGCAGCUUGUUUUGAUAAGCACUCAAUUAAUUUCAGCCAUCCUGUGGAAACUGACUAGAAAACAGAAUUUAGGACUACAACAGUAAGGAACAGGUGCUUAAGUUUUUAAUGUCCCCCCCCCCCCAAUUGGGAGCAAUUGGGUUGAGUUUGUGGUAUAUGUAACAAACCUAACAGCACUGAGACUGAACAUCAGGUUAUUAGAGUAGAUAUCUGGUAAAAUGCAAUUAAAAUGAUGGUUUAAGUGAUCCUUAAAGUAUUUAAGGGAUUACCAGCUAAGGAACAGUGGUCCAUCUAAAGCAAAACCUUUCACAUUUGUUAUAGGCAACAAGGCACCAAACUCAUCUGGCAUCCUUUGUAUAUUUCUGCCAAAGUAAAUGUUUCAGUGGCUUUUUUUCUUUUUAACACGUAAAGUAUUUUUCCUUGUUACAUGCAUUCUGCCUUGUUUGUAAUUUGUAUGUACUUCAUAGUCUAAUACUCUAAGAUAUACUUAUAGUACAGUUGUACUUUUACUAUUAAGCUAUGUUGGUUUGUAGCUCCAUGACUGCAAGUCAAUGUGAAAUGUAACUAGCCUUGAUAGGAUAGUGGUAGAUCCACAUUUUGACAGCCUUCCAUUUGUACUACUGAAUUGACACUAUGAAAGAGAACAAAACCAUGCCAUUGUGAGAUUUAGCAUUAAUGCCAUCUGUUUAUAUACUUGCAUGCACUACUCUAGUUUGCAAGCUUUCUGAUGAAAUAAAAUAACAUGUUUGUUUGUG